This is a messenger RNA of Diversispora eburnea, 1923 nucleotides long. The record is from the annotation of a GenBank genome assembly. NCBI's taxonomy places the organism in Eukaryota, Fungi, Glomeromycota, Glomeromycetes, Diversisporales, Diversisporaceae.
AUGACCACUUUCAAUUUGUUACCUCCAAUAUCAGUUGAUACAGGAAAAGCAUUUUGUAGGUUAUCAAAAACUAAUAUAAAAAAUCGAAAACUUUUCGAAGGUCAAUGGGUUCGUUUAGAUUCUGAACAAGUGUCAAUAUUUUGUCGUGUAUGGAAAGCAAAUAUACCAGAAAAUAUGAUUCAAGCGGAUAACCUUAUUUUACUAAGAAAAAACCACUCUUUAGUUCCUUUAAUUUAUCCAUUACAAAAUUCUAUCGAAGUUACAUUACGCGUCAGGUUUAAAUAUUUAAAUAAUACAGAGAAUAAGAAAAGGAAACAAUUUUAUGAUUUGGGAUUUGUUUGGAAUGAUAGUUCUGAAAGUAUUAAAUAUCAGACUAUCAAAAGUAUAUUAAAUAAUAUAAUUGUAUAUCAAGGAUGUAAGAUAUUUGAUGAAAAGAGAUGUUUGGAGAUUGAGAUUAAUAAUUUAUUACCAACAUUAACAUUGGAAGAGAAUAGUUUUAAAACAAUUUCUGGAUUGGAACAAGCUUAUCAAGCACUUUAUGAAGUUGUUAGUUAUCCAUUAAUAUAUCCGGAUUUAAUUAAACAGAUGAAUAUUGAAUGUCCAAAAGGUGUAUUAUUAUAUGGUCCAUCAGGUGUAGGGAAAACCUUUCUUGUUAAUGAAAUUGCAAAGGCUUGUAAUGCAAAGAUGAUUUCAAUUCAUGGAUCAGAUGUAUUUGGUACAUACAUAGGUGAAAGCGAAGCAAGAUUACGAAACAUUUUUGCUCAAUCUAGAUCUUUAACAAUUAAGGAAAAUUACCCUGUUAUCUUGUUUAUUGAUGAAUUGGAUGUAUUAACACCACAUAGAAACGAUGCACAAUCACAUGAAUCACGCAUCGUAGCUCAAUUGUUGACAUUAAUGGAUGGUAUUGAGUCUCGAGGUAGAUUAGUGGUAGUGGCAGCAACAAAUCGACCAAAUUCGAUUGAUCCUGCAUUAAGAAGACCCGGAAGAUUUGAUCGUGAAGUCGCUAUUGAAACACCAACAGAACAAGAGCAUUUAUUAGCUUCCAUGACAAAUGGAUAUGUUGGUGCUGAUUUAGUAUCCCUUUGUCGAGAGGCGGCAAUGCUUGCUGUUAAUCGUAAAUCAAAAUCUUCAAAAUUAUUAUCCUUUAUUACCAUGAAAGAUUUUAUGAAUGCAAUGGAACUAAUUUCACCAUCGACACAACGAGGAUUUCAAGUAAAAGUUGAGAAAACGAAUUGGAACGAUAUUGGAGGAUUAGAAUCUGUAAAAAAGCAAUUAAUCCAAGCUGUAGAAUGGCCUUUAAAAUAUCGUGAUACGUUUACAAGAUUAGGUCUUAAACCUCCUAGAGGAAUAUUAUUGUAUGGACCUCCAGGAUGUAGUAAAACUACUUUAGUCAAGCCACAACUUCCGGUGCAACAUUUUUAUCCAUCAAUGGGGCUGAGUUGUAUUCACCUUUUAAGCACAUUUCAAAGAGCACGUUCUUCUACUCCAUCUGUCAUAUUUUUUGAUGAAAUUGAUGCAAUCGUUGGAAAAAGAUCUUUUGAUAAAGGAAAUUCCAAUGGUUUUGGUGGUGAUAGUGUUCAAGAACGUGUAUUAUCAAUGUUAUUAAAUGAGAUGGAUGGAAUUGAGAUCGUGAAUAAUGUUCUUGUAGUGGGAGCUACCAAUAGACCGGAUAUGCUUGAUGAUGCGUUAUUAAGACCAGGUCGAUUUGAUAAGCUUAUUUAUAUUCCACCACCAGAUUUAGUAGCCAGAAAAGAAAUAUUAAAGAUUCACACCUCGAAGAUUCCAUUGAGUGAUGAUGUUGAUUUAAAUGUUAUUGCUGAACAGACGGAAUUUUAUAGUGGAGCGGAUCUCAAGAAUUUAUGUCGAGAAUCUGCUAUGAUCGCAUUACGUGAAAUGAUGAAUACAACGAAAGUGGUAAGUUGA